CCCUGAUUGGAGAAAAUAAAAGUAUAUUUAUACUUUCGGUAGUACAAAUACCAUGCCUAAUUUUCUGACAUUUACAGGAAAAAGGAAUAGUGUUUUACGUCUGUUUAUAGUGGUAUCAUACCAUUACGUACUAUAGUGUCACAUAAAUCAAAUAAAAUGCGCACCGGUUACACAGAGUAACUUCCCUUCAAAGUUGGCUUCAUUGACAACACUUGGGAUGUCUGCAGCUGAAAAUGAUGUUAAAAGAAUGGAAACACGGUGUAAUACUUGCAGAAAGCAGAUGCAAGUUAUGAAACGUUGCACACGCUGUAAAUCUGUGAUGUACUGUUCUAGAGAUUGUCAAGUGAAAGAUUGGCCAAAACAUCAACUUGUUUGUAAUUCUGCUAAUGUUGGGAACUUGCAGCAAGAAAAGAAUAAAUCCUAUCUAAGGAAUGAUAAUAGUAUUUUUGAAGAUAAUCAUACUUGUACAGCAUCUGGAAGUCAUCCUCCAUUAGUUGAUUUCUCCAAGGCAACAAAACAGAAACAAGAUACAAAAACCGUUAACAGUGUAACAAAACCAAAAGAAAAAUGCUAUCUUUUUGUGAAUGAAUACUAUACUGAUGUACCAGUUGUUAAUUGUUCAGAACCCACAUCUUCCAUAACUGUAAAGUGCAACAAAGAUAAACACAAACUUGUUGUUCAAAAUACUUGGACUGGCGUUGAUAUUUAUAAAUUUUUGUCUCAUUCCCUUGAGAUACCAUUAGAAAAAGUGAAAGUUAUACACAAAGGUAAAGUUUUAAGUCGUGAAAAUAUAUGUGAAACAAUUAAAGAUAAGGCAGUGUACCAGGUGAUUGGGGAAGUGGCAGAGAAUGAGGAAGAUUUAGAUCAACGAGAUAUCUGUGUGAUGAUGAAGCAGACAGGACUUGACAGACAAGCAGCUGUACAUGCAUUAAAAAAGAAAGGUGAUCUUCUAGAUGCAUUGCUAGAUCAAUAAACUUCACCUGGUUGAACACUGAAUCAUGCUAUUCACAGAAUAAGAUGGUGAUCACAUACACUUUGUUACAUGUUUAAGAGUAUUAAAUAUAUUAUAUACUGUAUAAGUGGAUAUUUCUACUUGUUGAAAAGUUAACAAAUUUAAAAUUCCAGACAUUUAGUGUGAAGAAAUAGUAGCGAAUCGUGAAAGGUAGAAGUUUAUGACAAUUUGGUUGAUAUUUUACGCUAGUAGAAAUUUUAGCGAUUUUAGUCAAUUUACAAAAUUCACCAAUAAGCCGCUAAGUUUGUAAUCAUAAGUUUGAUAUCGGAAGUAUUUUUCAUUCCAAUUUUUCUUCCAAUGUUGCAGUUCACUACAAUUCCGUUGAUGGCUCACUUGAUAACUUUUCCUUUGUGCCAAUAGAUAAAGUUCAUGAUAAUAUGGAGGGACUAUUGAAAAAGACAUAUUGGAUCCAUAAAAUGGAAACAUUUUGUCAUAAGGGUGCUCUAUAACUUGUAAAGUCUUUUUCAAGAACAUAAUUCUCUUUACAAACUCAUCCAUAUCUUUUUCAGUACAUAUUGGCAUAAAAUCAUUCUUACAUUUAUUUAUUGUACCUAGAAAUGUUUAUUAAUAAAGGAACUACUGACAUUUUAUGCAUUUCUAACCUUUCUAAAUGUAAGGUUUGCUUUUAAUGUCAAUAAGUUUCCUUCUUCUUCAUUGUAUGGUACAUGGAACUUUAUGUACAUGAUAACUUAAAAACGAAAAAGCACGUAAAAGCAAUUUAAAUGUUGAAUACAUGUAUGUUUGCAGCUGAAUGUGCUAUUUUUGCGUAAGAUGUUAGUUUUGUAUCUUCUUGCACUAAUAUGAUGUGCUGAUAUGAUUAACGUCACUUCUCUUCAAAUAUUGUCUUAUGUAAUACAUGUAUAUAUAAUGUUAUAUCUUUGAAAUUGUUCCUUUUGUAUAAUUAUGAUGCUUUACUUUGCUUAAUGCUAUUUCUUUUCAUUGACUGUUUUAUGUAAUAUGUAUAUCUUCGAACAUUCGGAGGCAAUAAAGAUGUAUAUAUACUUGUAUGGUAAUUGAAUUUCUUCUGUGACAAAUUAAUUUUGAACAUAAUGCAUUAAAUUAAACAGAUGAUUUUCAUUUUAGUUUUAAUUAGCGUAAUAAGAUAUACUGAAUGAUAGCAAUGUUUUCUCAAUUAUUAUCUCCCUUUAUACAGAUAAAUAUGUUUUACAUAAGUGAAAAAGUAUUCUUGAAAUUCUGAACUUUCACAUUUAUAUAAUUAUAUAAGUAACUGUUAUUUUCCCACUUCUUGAAUUUAUUAACUAGCUGUAGUUUCUCUGUGAAAAUGCAUCUUUUGAUCCAGUAAUAAAAUGUAAAUCUUUUGAAAAUUACAUAUGCUUGUUAAAAAAUUACUUCUAUAUAUACACAGUCAUAUUAUAUUUUAUUGUAUAAAACAGUAAAAGACGUUGUAUUUUAUUACAUUUCUUUUCUUAGAUAUCACAUCUGUUUGCAUCAUUUUUUUUGUAAUUUAUCCACUUAAGAAGCAUAAUAAAAAGA
Ruditapes philippinarum (Manila clam) is the source of this 2506-nucleotide messenger RNA. RefSeq lists its product as uncharacterized. Bases 218 to 973 code for a protein of 251 amino acids. NCBI's taxonomy places the organism in Eukaryota, Metazoa, Mollusca, Bivalvia, Venerida, Veneridae. The transcript has 3 exons. The record is from RefSeq and is a predicted model, not a curated record.